UGUGGAUAGAAGGGUGUAGUACAUAGCUAGCCUUUCUUUUAACUCCUGGUAUCAAGAAAAGUUAGUCACAAUCCAUACAUCUUAAAAAUGGCCUCCACCACAGUUCAUGGUAAUCCGAUGAACUGCCUGCAGUCCGAAACUCCUCGCCCUUUGGCAAACUUCAAGCCUAGUUUAUGGGGUGAUCGUUUCAGUUCAUUUGUUCUAGAUAACCAGGCAUAUGAAUUGCAUUCUAAAGAGAUUGAAGUGUUGAAAGAAGAAGUGAGAAGUUUGCUAGUAAAUGCAAAAAGUACAACGGCCGAGAAAAUGAGUUUGACCAACACACUUGAGCGCCUUGGUAUUUUCUAUCACUUCGAGAAAGAGAUCGAAGAGCAGCUUGAACAAAUCUUUCAUUCUCAUGUUCACCUUGAAAAUAAUGAAGACUGCAAUGAUUUGUUCAUAGCUGCUGUUCAUUUUCGAGUAUUCAGACAACAUGGUCAUAACAUAUCUUGUGAUGUCUUCAUCAAAUUUAAAGACAACAAUGGUAAAUUCAAUGAGAACCUUACUAGGGAUGUUAUGGGGAUGCUAAGCUUGUAUGAAGCUGCACAUUUGAGGAUACACGGAGAAGAUAUUCUAGAUGAGGCUCUUGCUUUCACCACCACUCACCUUGAGUCCAUGGUAACCGAAUUAAGCCCUUUUCUUGCAAAGCAAGUGAUGCAUGCCCUAAAGCAACCCCUCCACAAAGGCCUCCCAAGAUCAGAGGCAAGGCAUUACAUCUCUGUCUAUGAAGAAGAUGCUUCAAAGAAUGAUCUGUUAUUGAAACUUGCAAAGCUUGACUUCAAUCUAGUACAAUUGAUGCACAAGCAAGAACUAUGCCAUGUCUCAAGGUGGUGGAAAGAACUAGACUUUGACUCUAGACUUCCUUACUCAAGGAACAGAGUGGUUGAGUGCUAUUUCUGGGCUAUGACAGCAUAUUUUGAACCUUGUUACUCCUUUGGACGGAUCAUGCUCGCCAAAAUUAUUAUUAUGGCAUCAAUUCUAGAUGAUACAUAUGAUGCAUAUGGUACAAUUGAAGAACUCAAUCCUUUUACAGAUGCAGUGCAAAGGUGGGACAUGAGCGCCGUCAAUCCGCUCCCAGAUUAUAUGAAGAUAUUGUAUAGAGCUCUCCUAAAUCUCUACGAAGAAUUUGAAAAGGAAAUGACAAAACAGGAAAGAUCCUAUAGCGUUUGUGGUUCAAAAAAUGCAUUACAAGAACUUAUUGGGAGUUACUACGUAGAGGCUAAGUGGUUUAAUGAAGGAUAUGUGCCAUCAUUCAAUGAGUAUAUGGGCAACGCACUUAACACCGCUGGUUAUUCCCUGCUCACAACAUCAUCCUUUAUGGGCAUGGGAGAAAUUGGUACAACUGAGGCUUUUGAUUGGAUUAAAAAUAAACCUAAAAUUCUUGUUGCUUCAUGUACAAUUGUAAGGCUCAUGGACGACAUAGUAGAUUAUGAGGAAGAACAGGAGAGGGGACACGUCGCUACAGGAAUUAUAUGCUACAUGAAGGAGCAUGCAGGCAUGUCCAAAGAAGAAGUAACUGAUGAGUUCAAUAGAAGGAUUGAAAAUGCAUGGAAAGAUAUCAAUGAGGAAUGCUUGAAGCCAAACUCCAUCUCGAUGCAUCUUCUAAGGAGAAUUGUCAACCUAACCAGAGUAAUGGAUGUCCUUUUCAAGAAUGGUGAUGGAUAUACUCAUCCAGAAAAAGUGUGGAAAGAUCACAUUGUCUCGAUGUUCAUCGUUCCCAUACCCAUAUGAGCAUGGAUUUGCUGUUUACAUUGUGGUUGGUUUUCUUCUCUGAAGAUGAAUUGAUUUGAAAAAAAGAAAAAUAAAAAAAACCACAAGAACAAUAAUAAUAAUUUGGGUUGGUGUGUUCACUUUAUGAAGGGUUUGAGAUUCGCGUUUGAUGUAAUGUAAUGGACUGAAUAUGAUUAGUAGUACUACAAAUGCUUCGUCUAAAGUUGUAUGAAAUUCUGAUAUACUCGUCUCUGAUG
Molecule: messenger RNA, 2003 nt
Organism: Cornus florida
Lineage: Eukaryota; Viridiplantae; Streptophyta; Magnoliopsida; Cornales; Cornaceae
Product: valerianol synthase TPS8-like
Exons: 7
Coding region: 88-1767 (559 amino acids)
Biological process (GO): diterpenoid biosynthetic process
Molecular function (GO): terpene synthase activity; magnesium ion binding
Source: RefSeq, a predicted model, not a curated record